AUGCAAAGGCUCGCCGCCGGCGCCGGUCACGUGACCGCGGCCGUACGUUUCGAAGGACAGGCGCACGAUGACGUCCGUCCUGGUGCGCGCCGUGGGGGGGGCGGCGGGGUCCAGUCUCGCGGCGAAAGCGGCGGCGGCCGGUUCAGCGUCUUCACGGCGAUCCUCCCGUCGCUGGGCGCGCAGCACAGCCACAGCUUCAGACGGACCAGUGUCCGGCGCUGGGUCGUGUCCCCCUACGACCCUCGCUACCGGCUGUGGGACAGCUACCUCGUCUGCCUCGUGCUCUACUCCGCGUGGGUGUCCCCUUUCGAGUUCGGCUUCCUCCAGAACCCCCACGGCCCGCUGGCCAUCGCCGACAACACCGUCAACGUCUUCUUCGCCAUGGACAUCGUCCUCACCUUCUUCGUCGCCUACACCGACAAGAGGACCUACCUGCUCGUUGACGAGCCCGCCAAGAUCGCCUGGCGCUACGCCAGCACCUGGCUCGUCCUGGACGUCGCCUCCACCGUGCCCACCGAGCUCUCCCGCCGGAUCCUCCCUCCCGACCUCCGAACCUACGGCGUCUUCGGCAUGCUCCGCCUCUGGCGACUCCGGCGCGUCGGUGCCCUCCUGUCCCGCAUGGAGAAGGACCGCAAGUUCAGCUACUUCUGGGUCCGGUGCUCCAAGCUCGUGGCCGUAACGCUCUUCGCCGUGCAUUGCUCUGGGUGCUUCUACUAUCUCCUCGCCGACCGGUACCCGAACCCGGCCGAGACCUGGAUCAGCAUCUCCAUGCCGCACUUCCACACCGAGAGCCUUUGGAACCGCUACGUGGCGUCCAUGUACUGGUCCAUCACCACCCUCACAACUGUGGGCUACGGCGACAUGCACGCCGUCAACUCGAGGGAGAUGCUCUUCACCACCUUCUACAUGCUCUUCAAUCUCGGCCUCACCGCCUACCUCAUCGGCAACAUGACCAACCUCGUCGUCCACGGCACCAGCCGCACCAGGAAAUACAGGGACAAGAUCCAGGCGGCAACGAGCUUCGCGCAGCGGCACGAGCUGCCGAAGCGGCUGCAGGAUCAGAUGAUCUCUCACCUCAGCCUGAAAUUCAGGACGCACUCAGAGGGGCUCCAGCAGCAGGAGACGCUGGACGCGCUGCCCAAAGCAUUAAGGUCCAGCAUCUCGCACCACCUCUUCUUCGGGCUGGUCCAGAACGUCUACCUCUUCCAGGGGGUCUCCAAUGACCUCAUCUUCCAGCUGUGGGGAAUUUGCUCAACUGGUUACCUUGUUUCUGCUGCGCAAUUGCUUGGGAAGGUGUCUGAGAUGAGCGCCGAGUACUUUGCGCCGCGAGAAGACGUGAUACUGCAGAACGAAGCGCCCUCGGAUUUCUACAUCAUUGUCACUGGUAGUGUGCUGGCCAGCAUGGCCAAGUCCGGCGAAGUCAUCGGCGAGAUCGGGGUCCUGUGCUACAGGCCUCAGCUCUUCACGGCCCGGACAAAGUCCCUGUGCCAGCUCCUGCGCCUGGACCGCGCCAACUUUCUCAAGGUCGUCCAGUCAAAUGUUGGGGAUGCCACCAUAAUCAUGAACAAUCUCAUCCAGUACCUCAAGGAACACAAGGGUGACGGCGUGAUCUCUCGCAUCGCCAAGGACAUCGAGCGCAUGCUUGCCACAGGCCAGCUUGAUCUGCCAAUCACGCUCUGCUUCGCGGCGUCCAGAGGAGAUGACUUUCUGAUGCACCAGCUGCUGAAGCGCGGCCUGGACCCCAAUGAGACCGAUAACUGCGGCCGUACAGCACUGCAUAUAGCGGCUUCCAAUGGGAGUGAGCAGUGCGUCAGGCGCCUGUUGGAGAAUGGUGCUGAUGCGAAUGCCAGAGAUCCAGAAGGAAAGGUGCCCCUGUGGGAGGCUUUGUGCAGGAGGCACCAGCCCGUGGUGCAGCUGCUGCUGGAGGCCGGUGCGGACCUGUCGGCGGGGGACGGGGCCAUGUACGCUCGCGUCGCCGUCGAGGAGGACGACGCCGUGCUGCUGGGGGAGAUCGCCCGGUGCGGCGGGGACUUGGCCGCCGCGUGCUCUAGCGACGGCACCACCCCGCUGCACCGCGCCGUCCUGGACGGAAACGCCAGGAUGGUCAGGGUCCUGCUAGAGCACGGCGCUGAUCCUGACAGGGUGGACGCCCGCGGGUUGACGCCGACGGCCUUGGCCGACCGCCACGCCCACACCGACAUUCAGCAGCUGUUCGCGUCGCACCGCCACCAGGACCAGCAGGGAGCGCCGAAGCCCUCGUCGACGGAGGAGGGCGUCGCCGUGGCGCCAGCGGCUCCGCAGGUCACGAGGUUCAGGAGCGAGCCGUCGGCGAGAGUACUGCCACCCAGCGGUAGCGUCGGGUCGUCGCCGUCGCCGAACCGGGCGGGCCCCCAGUCAAACUCCUCGUCGGCGCGCAGCACGCCGCAGCGGAUGGCCAGCUUCCGGAACUCCCUCUUUGGCGUCAUCUCCUCGUCGUUCCACGGAAACCGACUCGACGGCGGCGGCGGUACGAGCUUCCUGCAUCGCCACGAGAGGAAUCCGAUCAGCUCGCACGUCCGGGUGACCAUCUCGUGCCCUGAACAGGGGCGGGGCGAGAGGAGGCUGCUCGUGUUCGUGCCGGAGACGAUGCUGCAGCUGCUCGAGCUCGGGGGGAACAGAUUCGGGUUCGCGGCGACGAGGGUAAUAACGAGCGACGGCGCCGAGAUCGACGACGUGAGACUCGUCAGGGACGGCGACCACCUCCUCCUAGUCUCAGAUCAGUGGGUUCCCGACACUACCAGCGGGCAUAGGAAACAAUAA
This is a messenger RNA of Triticum dicoccoides, 2799 nucleotides long. Its product is annotated as potassium channel AKT3-like. Gene Ontology annotation, cellular component: membrane. Gene Ontology annotation, biological process: transmembrane transport; potassium ion transport. Lineage: Eukaryota; Viridiplantae; Streptophyta; Magnoliopsida; Poales; Poaceae. The record is from RefSeq and is a predicted model, not a curated record. Gene Ontology annotation, molecular function: protein binding; voltage-gated potassium channel activity.